This is a messenger RNA of Purpureocillium lilacinum, 402 nucleotides long. Lineage: Eukaryota; Fungi; Ascomycota; Sordariomycetes; Hypocreales; Ophiocordycipitaceae. The record is from RefSeq and is a predicted model, not a curated record.
AUGAUGAUGCGGCGGCACACAACGCCCGCGCGCGCGCGCACUGUCUGCGAGUACCCGGUGCCGUACCAUACCGCAUUGUGUCACGUCACGCGAACGGGCGAGAUGAAAUGCGCAAUCAGACUACUACCCUUCGUCUGCCGUCCACGGGAGCGGACUACCGUGACCGGGGGCCCAGCGGCGGCGGCGGGUUCAAUGGGCGACGGCGACGACGGCGACGGUGGACGGUGGACGGUGAAGGAAGCUGGAUGGACGGGGGGGAGGGACGGGAACAUGACCGUUCGAAACAUGGGCAUGGCAGGCAGGCAUUGGAUUGGGGGGGUGAGAUGGUGGAUGUGCAUCUGGCACUGUCGAACAAGCUUUUCUGGGUCUGGAACUGGAGCAGAGACAAAAAAGCUUGCUUGA